AUGUCUCUUCCUUCCUCUCACUUGGCCGCUGUGGUGCCGGAAGCGGGUGCGCAGCACAAAGUGGUCGACCGUUCGCUCGGCUCGCUCGCCGCCGACGAGAUUGCCGUCAAGAUCACCGCCACUGCCAUUAACCCUGUUGAUUGGAAGAUCCGCGACUACCGCAUCUUUAUUACCGAGUUCCCUGCGGUCCUCGGCUCGGAUGCAGCUGGUGAAGUUGUCGCCGUCGGCUCGUCUGUCAAGUCGCACACCGUUGGCGAACGUGUGUUCUUCCAGGGCAUUCUGGGCAACUACGAUUCGUCUACUUUCCAGCAAUACGCCAAGAUUCCUGCAAGCCUCGCUGCAAAGACGCCCAAAAAAGUUUCUGACGACCAAGCUGCCACCUUCUGGGUAGCGGGUAUGGCGGCUGCUACUGGCUUGUACCACAACAGCGGACUGAGUCUCGCUGCUCCCUGGGACAAGAACGGCGACAGCGUGGGUAAGGGCAAGACCGCCAUUAUCUUGGGCGGCUCUUCAUCGGUUGGACAGUACGUCAUCCAGUUCGCUAAGCUCUCCGGCUUUGAUCACAUCAUCACCUCUUCCAGCGCAUCGCACUUUGACUACCUCAAGAAUCUCGGUGCCACCCAAGUAUUGGAUCGAUCCCAAGCCACCACCGCUUCCGAGUUUAUUGCUGCCAUUGACUCCAACUCUGAAGCGACGUGGGUGUACGACUCGAUCUCGUCCGCCUCCACGCAGCUCCUCGCCGUGCAAAUUCUGCAAGCGCUCCAAGGUGGUAAAGUGAUCACCGUCACGCCGGCCGACGAAAAGGCCGCCGCCCAAUCCAAGGUCGAUGGCAAACCAAACGUCGAGGUGUCAAACAUUCUCGGUAUCGGCAGCAACCCCGCCUACAGGUACGUCUCCGAACCGCUCGCUGCCCAUCUGGGUGGCGAGGACGGUUACGUCGCAACUGGCAAGGUCUCGUUGAACAGGACUCAAGUGGUGCAAGGUGGCCUGAACAGUGUUGAAGAGGCACUCAAAAUCAACAAGCAAGGCGUCAGCGGUCUCAAGGUCGUCAUCCUGCCAAACGAGGCGUAG
This is a messenger RNA of Mycosarcoma maydis (corn smut), 1071 nucleotides long. RefSeq lists its product as uncharacterized. The record is from RefSeq and is a predicted model, not a curated record. The coding region runs from base 1 to 1071 and encodes 356 amino acids. The transcript has a single exon. Gene Ontology annotation, molecular function: oxidoreductase activity, acting on NAD(P)H. NCBI's taxonomy places the organism in Eukaryota, Fungi, Basidiomycota, Ustilaginomycetes, Ustilaginales.